Messenger RNA from Psilocybe cubensis, 1437 nucleotides. RefSeq lists its product as uncharacterized. Gene Ontology annotation, molecular function: GTPase activity; translation initiation factor activity; tRNA binding. Lineage: Eukaryota; Fungi; Basidiomycota; Agaricomycetes; Agaricales; Agrocybaceae. Gene Ontology annotation, cellular component: eukaryotic translation initiation factor 2 complex; cytosol. The transcript has 7 exons. Gene Ontology annotation, biological process: formation of translation preinitiation complex; positive regulation of translational fidelity. The record is from RefSeq and is a predicted model, not a curated record. Bases 1 to 1437 code for a protein of 478 amino acids.
AUGCCAGGCGACGAGACACUACAAAAGCGCGAAGAGGAGUCUGAGUCAGAGGAGGAGGACGAUGAGGACGAGGUCAUGGACGAGAUCCCGACAGUCGAUGUCGAUGUUACCACAUUAACGCCUCUCUCUCCGGAGGUUAUCUCGAAACAGGCGACAAUUAAUCUGGGCACUAUCGGUCAUGUCGCUCACGGAAAAUCGACGGUGGUCAAGGCCAUCUCUGGAGUUAUGACGGUCAGGUUCAAGAACGAACUGGUCCGAAAUAUUACUAUCAAGCUUGGAUACGCUAAUGCUAAAAUCUACAAAUGCGAAAACGAAGCAUGCCCGCGGCCAGGAUGUUACCGAUCCUACCCCUCAUCCAAGGAGGACAAUCCUCCUUGUGAACGCCCAGGAUGUGGCCACAGAAUGAAGCUCGUCCGCCAUGUCUCUUUCGUCGAUUGUCCCGGACACGACAUUCUGAUGGCCACCAUGUUGAACGGAGCCGCUGUCAUGGACGCUGCCUUGUUGCUUGUCGCCGGAAAUGAAACCUGCCCGCAGCCUCAGACCUCCGAGCAUCUUGCUGCUGUCGAGAUCAUGAAGCUGGAGAAUAUUAUCAUUCUGCAAAACAAGGUCGAUCUGAUUAAGGAAUCACAGGCCCUCGAGCACCAGAAGAGUAUCGCUGCUUUCGUCAAGGGAACUGUGGCUGAAUCAUCACCCAUUGUCCCCAUUUCCGCCCAGCUGAAGUAUAACAUUGACGCCGUCAACGAAUACAUUGUUAAGCGCAUCCCCAUCCCCGUUCGCGACUUCCUUUCAGAUCCCCGCCUUAUCGUUAUUCGUUCAUUUGAUGUCAACAAACCCGGUGCUGAGGUCGACGAACUUAAGGGAGGUGUAGCUGGUGGUUCCAUCCUCACUGGAGUCCUAAGACUUGGCCUUGAAGUCGAGAUCCGUCCAGGUGUCGUCACAAAGGAUAGCGCUGGGCGCAACAAAUGCAAGCCCAUUUUCAGCCGAAUUAUGUCCCUUCACGCCGAAAACAAUCUCUUGUCAUUCGCCGUCCCCGGAGGCCUCAUUGGUGUCGGCACAAGGAUUGACCCUACACUUUGCAGAGCUGACCGUCUUGUCGGUCAAGUUCUUGGUGCUGUUGGUAAACUUCCAAAAAUUUAUACCGAAUUGGAAAUUAGCUUAUUCCUUCUCCGCCGUCUCCUCGGUGUGAAAACCGAAGACAAAAAGCAGACCAAAGUCUCGAAACUCGUUAAAAACGAGCUGCUGCUCAUCAACAUCGGAUCGACUUCGACCGGUGGACGUGUCGUCAGCGUCAAGGCUGAUUUGGCCAAGAUUCAGCUGACAUCGCCAGCCUGUACUGAGAUCGGCGAGAAGGUCGCGCUUUCACGUCGUAUUGAGAAGCAUUGGCGUCUUGUCGGAUGGGGAAGUGUGCAGCGCGGUACGGUGAUAGAAGUAGACUAG